AUGGCUGAUGUUGGUUCAUGUCAGAACCUGCCGCCUGAUUUGGUUGCUGCUGGACGAUGCUCCCUUGCCUGGGGAUUCGGGAUUGGUCCUUUGUGGUGGCAGUGUUGGAUCGAUGGAGUGGAGCAAUGGGAGAAGAUCGGCUUUGAGGGCGGACUGUCAGGCAAGCAGAGGCGGGCCAUAUUCUUAUUCCCGGCGCCUGGCGAGGUGGAGGACGCAGCGUACAGCAGCAGCCCAUGCAGUUGUGAAUUGAUAUGGGUGGGUGCGACUGACCUGAUGGUGCAGAGCUCCGUGUGUGACAUGUAA
This is a messenger RNA of Ostreobium quekettii, 303 nucleotides long. The record is from the annotation of a GenBank genome assembly. NCBI's taxonomy places the organism in Eukaryota, Viridiplantae, Chlorophyta, Ulvophyceae, Bryopsidales, Ostreobiaceae.